AGGUUUAGAGUGUUUGAGAAAGGUUUGGAGAGAGCGGUUGCCGCUUGCUAUAUAAGGACAGUAGGACACCGGCAUUCUCAAAGAGAAGAAGAAAACGCUAUCGUAACGUAUUGCAAUACGUGUUUGUUUUACGCAUACAAGAAAGAAAGAGAUAGAGCCCCUUUUGCUUUGUACAAGCAAGAGAGCAGAGUGGGCUUUUUCUUUGACUAUGGAGGCUAUGAUGAACAGAGGUGUCUUUAGUGUUUCAUUGUGCGGUCAAGGGGAGAUUGAACCGUUGUCAAGGGAUGGUAGCCACUACAGUCUCUCCACGGGGAUUUUGCCGUCUCUGGGAGCUAGAAGUAACCGCAGAGUCAAGCUCAGGAAUUUCAUUUUGUCCCCCUAUGAUCGCCGUUACAGGAUAUGGGAGACAUUUCUCGUUUUGCUGGUCAUCUAUACUGCCUGGGUAUCACCGUUUGAAUUUGGAUUCCUUAGAAAACCACAGGGACCUCUCUCCAUUACUGAUAAUGUUGCAAAUGGAUUCUUUGCUGUGGAUAUUGUUAUUACCUUCUUCGUUGCUUACCUUGAUAAGGCAUCCUAUCUACUCGUUGAUAAUCGGAAGAAGAUAGCAUGGAAAUAUGCAAGAUCCUGGCUGGCCUUUGACGUAAUAUCAACAAUCCCUUCGGAGCUUGCUCAGAAGAUCUCCCCUUCUCCUAUCAGGUCGUAUGGCUUAUUCAACAUGCUUCGCCUUUGGCGUCUCCGAAGAGUUAGCGCCCUAUUUUCCAGAUUGGAAAAAGAUAAGAACUACAAUUACUUUUGGGUUCGAUGUGCAAAACUUAUUUUUGUUACCCUUUUUGCAGUUCACUGUGCUGGAUGUUUCUAUUAUUAUCUGGCAGCACGUUAUCGUGACCCCAAAAAAACAUGGAUUGGAGCAACAAUGAAUAACUUCCUUGAACAGAGCUUGUGGAUCCGCUACGUGACUUCGAUUUACUGGUCCAUCACUACUCUAACAACUGUUGGCUAUGGCGAUUUGCAUCCAGUGAAUACAAGGGAGAUGAUCUUUGACAUCUUCUUCAUGCUAUUUAAUCUUGGAUUGACAGCAUAUUUGAUUGGAAAUAUGACAAACUUGGUUGUCCAUGGGACCAGUCGGACCAGAAUAUUUAGGGAUACCAUUCAAGCUGCCUCAAGUUUUGCUCAGAGGAACCAACUGCCUAGUCGCUUGCAAGAUCAGAUGCUUGCACAUUUAUGUUUGAAGUUCAGAACAGACUCAGAGGGGCUCCAGCAGCAAGAGACUCUUGAUUCCCUUCCUAAAGCCAUCCGGUCAAGCAUUUCCCGUUAUCUUUUUUACUCUCUGGUGGAUAAGGUGUACUUGUUCCAAGGGGUUUCAAAUGACUUGCUCUUUCAGCUGGUCUCAGAGAUGAAAGCCGAGUACUUUCCUCCCAAGGAAGAUGUGAUCUUGCAGAAUGAGGCUCCCACAGACUUCUAUAUACUUGUCACUGGUGCUGUGGAUCUAAUUGUCCUCAAAAAUGGAGCUGAACAGGUUGUUGGAGAGGCGAAAACUGGUGAUCUGUGUGGGGAGAUUGGGGUACUCUGUUAUAGGCCACAGCUAUUUACAGUGCGGACCAAAAGGCUGAGCCAGCUACUACGGUUGAACCGUACCACAUUCUUGAAUAUUGUUCAGUCCAAUGUUGGAGAUGGGACCAUUAUCAUGAAUAAUCUCCUUCAGCAUUUGAAAGAACUUCACAACCCAAUGAUGCCAGAUGUUUUAGGGGAGACAGAGAACAUGCUAGCUCGUGGUAGAAUGGAUCUACCUCUUAGUCUAUGCUUUGCAGCUCUUAGGGGAGAUGACUUAUUGUUGCAUCAGUUGUUGAAACGGGGCCUCGAUCCAAAUGAAUCGGACAACAAUGGCAGGACAGCUCUGCACAUAGCAGCUUCGAAAGGAAGUGAGAACUGUGUGCUUCUACUACUUGAUUAUGGGGCUAAUCCUAACAGUAGAGACUCAGACGGGAAUGUGCCACUAUUGGAGGCUAUGGUGGGUGGUCAUGAACAUUUGAUCAAGCUACUGCUAGACAAUGGUGCAAAUUUACGCACCGGAGACACUGGUCAAUUGGCGUGCACUGCUGCUGAGCAAAACAACUUGACCUUGCUCAAGGAAAUAAUUCGUUGUGGAGGAGAUGUCACACAUCCCAAGACCAAUGGAACCACAGCUCUUCAUGCUGCAGUUUGUGAGGGCAACAUGGAAAUAGUCAAAUUCCUUCUGGAUCAAGGUGCUGAUAUUGACAAACCAGACCAUGAUAAUUGGACCCCAAGGGAUCUAGCUGAACAACAAGGACAUGAAGACAUUAAAAUCCUUUUCCAAUCCAGUCGAGAGCUGAAAACUCAACCCCUCGUAUCGACUCCUGAGAGGCAGAAUGGGGCUCGUUUCCUUGGGAGAUUUACUAGUGAGCCAACAAUCCGUCCUUUAUCCCAGGAAGACUCAUCACCCAGUGCAGCCGACAUAUCAUGGAGCCAAUCCCGUCCAAGGCGUAGGACUAGUAACUUCCACAACUCACUGUUUGGCAUAAUGUCAGCUGCCCACACUGGGGAGAAAGACAUUCUCUUCUCUGUUAGCAAGACAAGUAGUGCUUUGAAAUGUGAAGGUGCCCCUGCUAGAGUGACCGUUAGUUGUCUAGAAAAGGGAGAAGUUGCUAGAAAGCUUGUGCUACUUCCGAGGACUUUUCAGGAGCUACUUGAGAUUGGUGCUAAGAAAUUUGCGGUCUUGCCGACUAAAGUCCUAAGCAAGGAUGGAGCUGAAAUAGAUGGUAUAGAGGUUAUUAGAGAUGGCGAUCAUCUUACUUUUGUUAGCUGUGUUAGAACUGAAGAAUCUGAUAGCAAAAAAUCUCAAAUCAAUGGAUGUUUGUAGCACUUUUAGUACAUAUACGUGGAAUCUCCUUUCCUUUUUCCUGAAAAGGAAAAAAGAAUUACGCCA
This is a messenger RNA of Alnus glutinosa, 2944 nucleotides long. RefSeq names its product potassium channel AKT1-like. Gene Ontology annotation, molecular function: protein binding; voltage-gated potassium channel activity. The record is from RefSeq and is a predicted model, not a curated record. Gene Ontology annotation, cellular component: membrane. Gene Ontology annotation, biological process: transmembrane transport; potassium ion transport. Lineage: Eukaryota; Viridiplantae; Streptophyta; Magnoliopsida; Fagales; Betulaceae. The coding region runs from base 209 to 2878 and encodes 889 amino acids. The transcript has 11 exons.